AUGGCUAUCAACAACGAGGUACAUUCCACACCCACGCCCAAUUUGAAACUAAUCAAUACUUCGAGUGGGGUACGAGUGUCCCAAGCUUGUGAUCGAUGCCGUAUUAAAAAGAUCAAAUGCGAUGGAUUAUCACCUUGUCAAAAUUGUAAAAAAGCUGAUUUGGAAUGCAAGACAUCGGAUAAAUUAACCAGAAGAGCUUUUCCCAAGGGAUAUACGGAAAAUCUUGAGAAAAAAGUGAAAGCAUUAGAAGAGGAAGUUAGACUUCUACGAGAGCACGGAGGACACGUUUCGGAUGGAGUAAAUAAAAGUAUGACAGUUUCACCACAAAAGGGACCUUCACCAGCUAGUAUCCCCACCACCACAACCACCAAUGACAAAGUUUUAUUCCAAACUACAAAUCAAUCGGUACAGAUUAAUAACCCCAUUGACCAAAUUUUCAAUCUUGAUGACAGAGGAAUUAUAAUAGGUAAUGACAAUCUCAACUUUGAAUCACAAUUUAACCACUUGUUGAUCAAUUUACAUAUGCCAUUUUUGAAAAUAACCAAUAGUCACAAUUUUCUAUUGAACGACCCAAACGAUUACUUGUAUGACCCUGCACAGGCAAAGAAUAAUCAGUUUCAUAAUAAAGAUUUGGAUUUGGUUUUCAAUCCUUUAACAGGAGCUAAUCCUAGUGCCCCCGAUUCUGGUGUCAAUGAAUUACCCCAUGACGUGUAUGAUUUGUUCAUCAAGUUGAUCAACAAUUUUAAAAAAGUGUUUAAAUCUAAAAAGGAAUUGGAUGCACAAAUCACUCAAUAUUUUUUAAAUUACAAUAUUUUCAUCCCAAUAUUUGACUACAAUGAGUUUAUUCAAAGCUAUGACGAUUUCCAUACAAUGUAUCCAUUUAUAUUCACAUACGAUGAUUCCACCAUCAAUGGGUUUAAUUUAUCAAACACUAGUGACUAUCAAAUUGUCAAUAGAUUUUUGAUGACAAUUAUACAAACUUAUGCCAUGAUUUUUAUCAACAACCCCACCAUCAAUUUGAAUUUGUUGUUGAAUCAUUCUGAUCCCCAUUACUCUGUAAACAGAGAUAAGUCGAUAUUGAAAUCAUUGUAUGAUAUAUUGCCAUAUUUCAAUGGGUUCCAAAUAUCCAUAAGUCAACUUCAGACAUACUUGUUGUUACUUUAUUAUUCACUCCUUACAAAUAAUAAAGAAAAAUCGUUAAUUUUAUCUUCACUUAUUAAUGCCUUUAUUGGAAUAUUGGGUAUCAAUUUAAAUUCAAAAAACUUGUUUUUCAAUGACUUGUCAUUGAAUGUACUGCAGCGUCGCAAUAGGGUCAAAAUAUUUUGGACUUUUAAAGUAUUAUUGAAAUGCUUUAAUUUGAAAUUUGGGUUUAAACCAAGUCUAAACACCACCGUGAUUAAUCCAGUUACUAUUGAUCGAUAUUUCCAAUUGACACCGGAAAAAUUGUCGUCCUUACUUGAAGACAAUGAUGACCUUUUCAAUACAUUACUAAAACCAAGCAUUGAAUUCUUAAACUUGAUGAAUAUCAUAAUUCCAUCGUCUUUUUCGCCAAAUUAUUAUCAAUAUCUCAAGCUCGAUAAGAAAAAGAAGGAAAAAGAACAUCCAAAUAAUGCUCAUAAUCACCACCGAUUGGAUUGGAUUUUGAAUGAGGAUGAUGGCGAUGGAAAUGAUGGUAAUUUAAACUACAAUUUCAAUCAGUUUUUGACAAUUGACAAAAACUUGUCUGAUUGGAGACAAUCGUUAAAAAAUAAAGUGUUUUCAUUAGUUCCAUUCAAUUUGGAUUUGGGACUACCCAACUUGUUGAACAUUUCCCACAACAAUUUAUAUCACGAUAUGACACAAGAGCAUUUGAAGCAAGAAGUGAUGAUUCAUUAUUAUCAAACCGGUAUACCUGACACAUAUACCGCCUCACAAUUGAUCAAGAUCCAACUAAAUUUCCAUUAUGUCUUGAUUAGAUCAAUGAACUAUCUCAAUUUCAUCGUUGAUAAAGAAUUGGAUUUCGUAUACUACAAGGAAAUUGCCGUGAUUGCUCUGGAAGUGUUGCAAUACUUCAAUUUGAUUUUUUACCACAUUAGCUUAUCACAAGAAAAACGUAAUGAUCCAGUAGUCAAUUCAAACUCGAUAGUAAUGGAAAGUUUAGGCUUGGAUGUUGAUGAAGAUGGAUUUGUCAUCAAUGAUUUUUCAGUUAAACGAAGACGAUCCAAUGCUAAACCUAGUUCUGCCAAACGUAUUAUUAAAGAAAUCCCAAUGUCACCAUUCAAUCCCAUGUUGAAUGGUUUAUCAUUAACAGUUAUCAAUUUGAAGAAAUCCAUUGUUUUGCAAAUGUUGUACUUGCUUAUUUGUCAAAUGAAGUUUUUAAAAAGGAAUGAAUUGGUUGCCAAUAUCACUGACUCAGUAAACCUCCUCACCAAUUCGGUUGACUUGUUUAUUUCCGUGUUUCUCAAUUACAAACCAGGUGUUAAUUCCAAAAAGACUAAUGAAGACAUCUUGUUUGAUAAAUUGAUGAAGGAUGAAUUGAGAGUGGAAAUUUUACAGUAUCAACAAAAACAACAACAACAACUGCAAAAUGGUGACGAUACGGAUGAUGAGGAUGAUGAUGAGGAUGUUCACGGGAACCACCAUUCAUCAGGAGCCAGCUAUUACAAGAGUAUCGAUUGGGAUAAUGAAAACUUGGAUGAGGAUUUAAAGUAUCUCAAGAUUUGUAAAUUUAUCAAGUACAAAUCACAAUCGAUACUAGAGCAACACAAUGCAUCAAAAAUGAGCCAUAAUCAGCAUCAACUGAUUGUCAUCCCGCCCAAUCCAUAUACUCCAUUGUCGUCAUCAGCAUCAGCGUCUGGAUCAUCGCAUUCAAUAAAGUAUGAUAUGUCGAACAAUUUACACAACAACCACAACCACAACAGCAACCACAACAACAACCACAACAAUAACAAAGACUUUGGCGCCGCCCAUGAUUUGAUGGAGUUAAAGAGAAGCUACUCCAAUAGGAACUUGAACUACCCCACUCAUUAG
Molecule: messenger RNA, 3009 nt
Organism: Lodderomyces parapsilosis
Lineage: Eukaryota; Fungi; Ascomycota; Pichiomycetes; Serinales; Debaryomycetaceae
Gene: ZCF16
Product: Zcf16p
Exons: 1
Coding region: 1-3009 (1002 amino acids)
Biological process (GO): positive regulation of transcription by RNA polymerase II
Molecular function (GO): DNA-binding transcription factor activity, RNA polymerase II-specific; sequence-specific DNA binding; zinc ion binding
Source: RefSeq, a predicted model, not a curated record